AUGCCAUUCAACAACCGUGCUCUCCUCGCCAUUGUCGGCUCGGCCUCUGUGGCUGUUGCUGCUUUCAGCCCGCCGUCUGGUUUCCCCUCGUGCGGUACUGUUUGCUUCAACAACAUGGUUGCCAAGGCUUCUGAGCUAGGCUGCUCUACCGAUGCGUACAGCUGCCUGUGCACCAAGAACGACUUCGUCUAUGGUAUUCGCGACUGUUCGUACGAGUCUUGCAACGACGACUCCGCUGCUGCCACGGCCGUCGCCUACGAGGUCUCCAUCUGCGCCAGUGCUGGUGUGACCAUUCCUAUUGCGACUAGCGGCGCCGCCAGCGCGGGUACGGCCACUGGCACGACCACCGGCACGGCCACUGGAAGUGCUGCCGGCUCGACUUCCACUGGAACCGAAGGCGGUUCUGGCAGCUCUGGUUCCACAACAGUUGUUGGCGGUGGCUCAGGUGGCUCGGGCGCUUCGACCUCCGGUGCUGGCUCUGCUGGCUCUGCCACUUCUGGCACUGCUGCUUCCGGCAGCACUACGACCGCAGCCUCUGGCUCUGGUGCUUCCGGCUCUUCCACGACUGCCAUCGGCGGCGCUGGCUCUGGCGCCUCCGGCUCUGGCGCCUCCGGCUCUGGUGCCUCUGGCAGCGGUGCUUCUGCUACUAGCGGUGCUGGUGCUUCUGGAUCUGGUGCCUCUGGCAGCGGUGCUUCUACUACCGGUGGCGCUGGUGCUUCUGGCUCUGGUGCCUCUGGCAGCGGUGCUUCUGCUACUGGCGGUGCUGGUGCUUCUGGCUCUGGUGCUUCUGGCAGCGGUGCCUCUGCUACCAGUGGUGCAGGCGCUUCUGGCUCUGGUGCCUCUGCUACUGGCUCUGGUGCCUCUGCUACUGGCUCUGGUGCUAGUGCUUCUGCUACUGGUGCCGGCGCUGGCUCUGGUGCUUCUGGCUCUGGUAGCGGCGCUUCUGCCACCACUGGUGACAAGACCGACAGCACCACUCUCGCUACCGCCACUAAGAGCAGCUCUGGGACUGGUAGCUCGGCAUCCUCGACUGCUUCCACCUCUACGAGCAAGGGCUUCGCUGCUCACAUGACUGCUGCUCCUGUCGGCCUCAUGGCUGCUGCUGGUGUCGCGGCUCUCCUGCUGUAG
This is a messenger RNA of Grosmannia clavigera kw1407, 1128 nucleotides long. Its product is annotated as cfem domain containing protein. The coding region runs from base 1 to 1128 and encodes 375 amino acids. NCBI's taxonomy places the organism in Eukaryota, Fungi, Ascomycota, Sordariomycetes, Ophiostomatales, Ophiostomataceae. The record is from RefSeq and is a predicted model, not a curated record. The transcript has 4 exons.